ACUUGACCCUAAGGCGGCCAUUACUGAAACAAAGAUGGCGUCGAUCAUUGGGUCGGAAGUGGAAAUUCAAGAAGUUGAGAUAGAAACUGUCCCUGUUGAAUUACCGAUAGAAACUGUUGAAACUUCGGAUAAUACUAUUGAGGUACAACCUAUGAUAGCACUACAACCUCUUCCUGAGGCAGGACAUGAAGAAAUUGUUCUACAAACACGAGAAGAAGUGGUAGGAGACCUCGUGGGGGACGGUAUCGCCGUCCCAGCCCCAGAUAUCGAGCUUGUCACAGAAGAUGUCACUACAUCAAGAAAAGGAAAAGGUGGUAAAAGGAAAGGAACAAAAUCAAAAUUCAUAUCUAACACUGGAUUAAACGAACUCAGCUUAGAUAUGCCGACGUCAAACAAAAAAUGGGAACAGAAACAAGUGCAAAUCAAGACUUUAGAAGGCGAAUUUUCUGUUACUAUGUGGGCAUCGGGGGAUGACAAAGUCAAACUUGAAGAAGAUUCCAGUGUGUCUGAGUCAGAUGCAGAUUUUACUGAAUACAUGACAGGCAGAAAAUUGCCACCAGGAGGCAUCCCAGGGCUGGAUUUGAGUGAUCCAAAACAACUAGCAGAGUUUGCCAGCAUCAAACAGAAGAAACCAUCGGACGACGUACCGCGGACAGUACCUUGCCCUCACAAAGGGUGUAACAAAAUGUUUCGGGACAACUCUGCAAUGCGCAAACAUCUGCACACACAUGGUCCUCGUGUACAUGUAUGUGCUGAAUGUGGCAAAGCUUUUGUUGAAAGUUCAAAACUAAAACGCCAUCAGCUUGUGCACACAGGAGAAAAACCCUUCCAGUGCACAUUUGAGGGAUGUGGGAAGCGGUUCUCCUUAGACUUUAAUUUGCGAACUCAUGUAAGGAUCCACACAGGCGAUCGGCCAUAUGUUUGUCCGUUUGAUGGCUGCAAUAAGAAGUUUGCACAGUCUACCAACCUUAAAUCUCACAUACUUACACAUGCAAAGGCAACAAGUCAGCUUGGUGCCUCAUACGCGACCUCCUCCCCAGAGCUUGAACAAGCACAUCUAGUUAUAGGAAAUCAGCCAAGUUACCAGAUACCCACUCAAGAGACUAUGCUGAUAGGUUACACCUACGAAGAACAGUGACUAGGAGAAGCAAUGGAGAGAGCUGAAGAAAUUGAGUAUGAGCGAAGUUUCCUGCCAUCAUCAUCAUAGUGAUCAUGUGACCACCAUGUUCUCUCAGACUGAAUUAGUGAUGCCGUGGUCAUGUUACCACCAUGCUUUUUUCAGACACAAUUAGCAGUAUAGUGAUCAUUCGACUUGUUGAUGUUCGCAGUAUGAUGACUGUCUGUGAUUACAUGACCACCAUGUUGUGCUAGCUACACGACUGUACCAAUGACCGAGUGACUGCUGAGCUCUGCAUGUUUAAGUACACAUUUACGUACCUUCUGUGGUAACAUGACAACAUUGUUCUGCAGUCAGUGACUGUGAUCUGCACAUACAUGUUUAGCACAACAAGCUAAUGGAGAGCAUAACAGAGGAGGAUUGACAGAGCACUGUGUCUUUACAAAUAUGUGAUUGAAUGAUAAUCAUAUUGCACAUUUCAUUUAUGGAUGUAAAGAAUGAUUACGUAAAAAGUUACUGGUUAGGAACCAGAUUCCAGACAGAACCAGUUUUCUGACAAGUAAAAUAAUCGCUUCAUUUUGACAUGAUUUAUGAAUAAUUCAUUAAGGAUUAACUAAGCUCCAUCCUAAUCAUUCCCAUGUUUGAUUUUUAUAUCUGUAGGAAAACAUGCUUUAAGGACAGAUUAUUUGUGGCCCCAGGUAAAACUACAUUUUAUGUCACUAGGUGGGAGUGUUGAUAUUUUUGCUUGUAGUAGGAGCUGUAGUUUCAUGUCUAGGAAAAUAAGGAAUGAAAAAACUAAGAAUUUUGUCUGGAAACAGGUUCCCAACCAGUACAUUGAAAUAAUUUUUAGCUAAAUAACUUGUAAUAAGUUAUCAUCCAAUGUGAGUACACGUCAUGUCUCAAGUGUUUUGAUAGCCUGUAUUCUUGUAACUUUAAGCUUAUUCUAACAGCCAAUAAUAUAUUGGUUCUUAUCUGAAUAAAGUCCUAGCAUUUCUUUGUGGCUUUAUGAUGUUUCAAGGUACUAACAUAAUAGGCUUCAGGUUUGCUAAUUUAAAGAGAUACAAUGCACCCGAAGUUUUCUGUUCAACUAAAUUCUAUUCACAAAAUACUUACAAGGUAGGUCAGUGUAGGUCAAUGUUGUAAAUACUGAACCAUUCACUGUUUCAAAGAAGAAUAAGAUUAUUUUUAUAGCUCUUUGACUGUUAAUUAGCGCUGAAGUAAUUAUCUGUCCAAGAGGGAGUACUUUAUCACAUAGUUGGAGAACUUUCUAGCAAACUUUCUUCCAUUUUCAGGAAGACAACCUGAGAACUUACGUAUAGUUGAUCAUAUUUAUUAAUGGUUGAUGAAUUCUAGAUCUUACGGGAUUUUAAAUAUGACUUAUUAUGCCAGGGAGCUUGGCACUGUUAAAAGUGAAGAUAUUUUGACAAGAUUGUGUUGAAUGUCUUGGCAGCAAAUCAAACUGAUGAGUUUCACUACAAUUACACAUGUAAAAUGUUUCCAGUUAUGAAUAUUAAAAGCUACAAAUGUUCUAAAGGCUUGGUGCAAUAAAAGUCCCAUAAAAAACUUUUUAUGUUCAAUACAUUUUAUGCUUAUAAUUUAUAAAUGUGAUUUUGGCUCAUAAGCACAAAUAUAUGAUUAUAAAUUGAGGUACACUCUGUGAAGACUAUUAAAAUGUUGAGAUUCUUGCAUGUUUUUGUGGAGAUGAAACCCAUAAUUCAACAUACCGGUUACCUCAAGGAGUUGCUAGUAUGCUAUAGCUGCGCUGUUGGUGAUGUAGUUGUACCAUUUGUUUCAAUAAUCUUACCCUGUCUCCAAAAAGAACAGCGAGAUUAAAUGUUGAUCUUGUUAGCACUAUAUGUGUCCUAAACGCUGUCAGAAAAAAACUUAUUUCACUUGGAUCAUGGUUACUUAUUACUUUAUCAUUAACUCCCCGUUUAAAAUCUCAAACUUUGAAUUAAACAAAAGUAUUAAAUCUGUAAAGUAAAACUUCAAGAUUGUAGUUUACAGCAUUCUGAAGGACAUGUGUAGCUAAAAAACUGAAUUUGAUUUCUGAAAAAAAGUGUGAUAUUUAUUUCUUAAGUCACUAUAUGUUCAUUGUAAAAAUGCUUCAUUUUACCCCAAGUGGAAACUGGCAGGUACUGGAAAAUAUAGCUGUCAGGACCCGGUUGUUCGAAACUGUAACAGCUGAUUAAGCUAACAGUCGAUUAACUUUUAGAGUAAUAUUUCAACAUUUUAGAAAACUUAGAAAAACAAAUGUACGACUUAAGGAUUCUGACAACUAAAACGCCUUCACAGUAAAAUUAAAACAUUUUACUUCUGUUUCCAACCAAGACUAGUAUUUUGAAUCAAAAUUUAACAAGCAAUUAACGGUUUACGGUAACAGUCUGUUAAAGUUUCCAACAACUGGGCCUUGAUUGGUCAGUGUCAUGUUAAAAUUAUGAACAGGGAAUGGUGAAAAAUUAUAAUAUCAUAAGAUGUGUAAUUUUGAUGUUAGGGUGUCCGACUGCUUAUAUCAGUUUGCCCUUAUAACAUUGUGUAUUUACAUUUCUACUGGUUCAAACAGAAUUUUUAAUUGGUUGGUACUUAGUUUAAAAAAAAAAACCCACAUUUUUCAAAGUUUCCAGUAAGUAUGAUCUUUAAUACAAAUGAACUGUGCAAGGUAUGAUCUAGUACAUUUUGCGAAUUUAAUGAAGACUUGCGAAUGUUAUUUUAAUUCAAAGAAAGAAUGGACAUUAAAAGAAGCCUGAGCUGUUGAAGAUAUCACAAUCGCUGUAUUAGCUGUGUUCAUUUUGCAUGGACAUCUGUUGCAGCUUUUCUUGGCUGCUUUAUCUUAAGAAUUGUAUUUACACCUACAGAUGUGUUAAAAUAACGAAUGUUAGAGAUAUUGUUGUUAUUUAAGGUAGUUCUGCGCGCUUGAAAAACUGGAAGUGAUGGUGUAAUGUUAUUUAUCCGGAAAAUGUAGAAUAAAGCCUGGAUUCGGCCUACGGAAAUGAAAAUCAGUUUAUGAAUUAAUUGAAACCUGUGAGUAAAUUUAUUACAAUGGCACUGUUGCUAUAUUUCUAAAGUCAAAAUAUGAUACUAAAACAUAUGGCACAUCAAAAAAUUCAAAAUUAUGUGUUAAAAUUAGCGUGAAAUGUCCGGUUCACUUUAAUCAUGGUCAAAUAUCUCAAAAAUAAGCACACGGACCUAUACAUUUUGUUUCACCAAAUUAUAGUCCAUAUGUUUAACAACCAUGGGAAGUUUCAUCAAAAUCUACAUUGUAGAAAACAUUCUAUUCGCGAAAAUAUUAUGAAAGUUAUGAUUUUCCCAUAGACUCCCAUUAUGAAAUAUUGCAUGAGGUCCAAAUUUUUCAAAGCAGUCUAGCAAAAAAUCAAGCACAGGACCCUAUCUUUUUUACUUGCUGAAUUUUCUAGGUAUGUUCUGAAGUUUUGAAAAAUCAGAGUUAAAUCAAAUUCUACGUUGUAGAAAAAAUUUCGAUCCAAACGUGCAGAACUACCUUAAACAUCUUUAUUGUUGGAGAUUUUGACUAGUUCUGAAUGAAUAAAUCAUUGUUAUAAUUCCAAUGAAAACUUACAAGGGUUCCUCUGCUUACUCUACAUACAGCUUGUGUGUUUUUCUUUCUGUGGGACAUGUGUAACAAAGUCUUAACCCAUACCGGGCUAAAUUGCUAAAAUGGAUUGAUCUAUUGAUCUUAAGUUUGGGCAAUACAAAUUAUUAUUCAAUGGGGAUGUUCACUGAAAAUUUACUGUCUGAAUAGCGAACAGUGCAGACCAUGAUCAGCCUGCACAGAUGUGCAGGCUUAUUUUGGUCUGCAAUGGUCACAAAAGCAGAAUCACUUGCCGUCAGCAGGCUAAAGGUUAAUUGACUUCAGUGUGACAAAAUGGGUUCCUGGUUAAAAGGCAUGUAAGAACUAACUAGUUUUAAAUGUUGAUAGCCUAGAAAGGGAUUUUUUGGAGUUUUUGUAAAUGUUCGAUCAUAUUGAAAAGUUCAUUUCUGUGUUUAUAUUUGUCAAUUAAAGUCGCACUACGAUCUGAUUUAAUUUACCAGAAAUGAUUCAGUUGAAAAUAUAAGUCAGUUUACAUGUAAGGUUUUCAAACUUAAUGUACAGUUUCAUUUCUCUGUGUACUAGAUACUAUAUACAAUAUGGACUUGGAAACUUGUAACUAUUUUGGUUGUAUUUGAUGAUAUUACUGUAAAUGCAGACAUAUUUGAAGGACUAGUUUAUGUAAAAAUGUGUAACAUACUACAUGUAAUAUAAUGUCAUGACUCGUUCAUGUUCAAUUGUACAAAACUGUAUUAUAAGAUCAUGAUUUAUUUUUCACAAUUAAAACACCAGAAAAACUGA
Molecule: messenger RNA, 5462 nt
Organism: Mercenaria mercenaria
Lineage: Eukaryota; Metazoa; Mollusca; Bivalvia; Venerida; Veneridae
Product: transcriptional repressor protein YY1-like
Exons: 8
Coding region: 35-1138 (367 amino acids)
Biological process (GO): regulation of transcription by RNA polymerase II
Cellular component (GO): PcG protein complex; transcription regulator complex
Molecular function (GO): DNA-binding transcription factor activity, RNA polymerase II-specific; RNA polymerase II cis-regulatory region sequence-specific DNA binding
Source: RefSeq, a predicted model, not a curated record